GUCACCUCCCGGCGCCAAAGGGCGAACCGGGGCGGCUCGCGACCAUGGCGGGGCGGCGCGCGCUGCACUUCGUGUUCAAAGUCGGGGAUCGCGCGCGGACCGCGCGCUUCUUCCGCGAGCUGCUGGGCAUGAGCGUGCUGCGGCACGAGGAGUUCUCGGAGGGCUGCAAGGCGACCUGCAACGGGCCUUAUGAUGGAAAAUGGAGCAAAACGAUGGUGGGGUACGGGCCAGAAGACAAUCACUUUGUUGCAGAACUGACUUACAAUUACGGUGUUGGAGAAUAUCGCCUGGGCAAUGACUUUCUGAGGCAAGUUAUUGAAAAGUGGGACUCAGGCACCAUCCACCCUGUGAAUUCUGUGUGUCCAUUCUGUUCUCCUCAGGGCAUAACGCUGGUGUCCAGCCAGGCUGUGAGCAACGCUAAGAAGCUGGGGUGGCCCCUCAAAGAAGUUACAACCGGUAUUUUUGAAGCUGAAGCCCCAGGGGGAUACAGGUUCUACUUGGAAGACAAGGAACAGCUCAGGCAAGAUCCUGUGCUGAAGGUAACCUUGGGUGUCUCCGAUCUGCAGAAGUCUGUUAACUACUGGUCCGGUUUGCUCGGGAUGAAAAUAUAUGAGAAGGAUGAAGGAAAACAAAGGGCUUUGCUGGGCUAUGCAGAUAACCAGUGCAAGCUGGAGCUGAAGACCGUUGCAGGAGCGGUGGAUCACGGGACAGCGUUUGGGCGGAUUGCCUUCUCCUGCCCAAAGGACGAGUUGCCAAACAUCGAAGCACUGAUGAAAAAGGAGAAUCAGAGAAUUUUAACACCUCUGGUUAGCUUGGACACACCUGGCAAAGCCACAGUGCAAGUGAUUAUUUUGGCUGAUCCUGAUGGCCAUGAAAUCUGUUUUGUGGGAGAUGAAGCAUUUAGAGAUCUGUCCAAGGUGGAUCCUAAUGGUGACAAAUUGUUAGACGAUGCCAUGGCGGCGGACAACAGCGACAAGUGGUUUGCUGCGCAAAAAAUGAAGAAGGCUGCCGCUUAGCUGGAGAAGAGGACUGGACUGCGCGUUCGUGCCUUGCUUUUCAUCUGAGAAAAACGUUAAUCCUGUGUAACGUGUUGCAUUACCCCUUCCUGUAAGAGGGGGCUGUAAUGUCUCAUGCUGGUUUGUUUGAUUUACGCUUGCAUCUCUUGCUGCGUGUCUCUCCUUUCAAGCAAAGGUCAUGUUCCCCUGCAGAAAAACGAAGCUGUGCCAUAAGGAGCUGGUUCAGCACGUGGCUUCAAAAACGGGCCAUCCGUUAAGGGGAAAACCUGACAUUUCUGUGUUAUACUUGAAAAAUAGGUUGCUAGAUUCAUCACAGUGUCUAAUUAUCUAAUUGGCUUUAGCCGUCUGGGGUUUGCAGCUUAGAGAGGAGAUCUUCAGGUGGCCGUGGCUGUACUGCAGGGAGGGCUGUGCAUGGAGACCUCGAGCAGCUCAGCUCUCACAGUGCACACCUGAUUCUUGGGAACAGAAAAAUCAUCUCGCUAAAGCAUGUGAAUAUUCUAGUUGGGAACAAACCCUCUUUCCAUUCCAAGGUGUUUCCCCAGCGUCUGGGGUGAAGUAUUCACCAGAGAAGCCUGUGGUGCGUUUCUUACUGGGGACACAUCAUUGAUGUUGGAGGUAUCGUGCCUGUCUCCUGCUGGCAGCACACAGGCCAUGCCUUGGGGUGCAUGGCAGCAUUGCGCUGGCUGCUGAGGUGCUGGGAGGUGAUUUGGAAUUAACUAAUCAGGGUUUUGCAAUUAAGCUUUUGACGAGAAAUUGCCUUUGGAAGUAACAGUUCGGGGUUCGUUCCGUUGGAAUGAAGUCACUCUGCUUUUGCUAGUGGAGUAAGGGCUGGGAAUUCGGGGAGCGAUUGGCAGCGCUGUCCGUGUCAGGCACGCCGCCGGCUGUGUCAUCAUGCUUGAUGAAAACCUGGAAUAACUCGCAGGGAAAGGAGGCGAAAUCAGCAGCGUUGGCAGUUCCCGAGGCAUGUCGGCGCUUGCAGUCGAAGUUGUGAGUUCCAACAGCAAAACGUUCCUCGCUGCGGUUUUGUUGUUGGAGCUUUUUGGUUCAAGUUCCUCACUGAUUUUGUUGUUUGAGAUUUUUGGUUCAAGUUCGCUGAUGAUUUCCAGUCGUGUACCGUUGCGGUUACAAAUGUCAUGUCUGAGCUGCCGCUCACCAGUGUCCCCUGAACCCAAUAAAAGCGAUGUGGAAGGAC
This is a messenger RNA of Columba livia (rock pigeon), 2208 nucleotides long. RefSeq names its product glyoxalase domain containing 4 (gene GLOD4). NCBI's taxonomy places the organism in Eukaryota, Metazoa, Chordata, Aves, Columbiformes, Columbidae. Bases 45 to 1016 code for a protein of 323 amino acids. The record is from RefSeq and is a predicted model, not a curated record. The transcript is spliced from 9 exons.